AUGCACUUCAACUCUGUCGUUGUCUCUGGCCUCGUGGCCGCCGCCGCGCAGCAGGCCGGUGCAUCGCCGUGCCCCAAGCCGCCGACGACGUACAAGCCCAUCACCAGCAUCCAGUUGGGCCCCAGACCCUACUGGCUGGUCGACGACAUGGACGAGGGCCCUCUCAAGGACAAGCUGCAGUCGUGCUCUGAGCAGCCCAUCAAGCCCACCAAGUGGAGCAUUGGUCACCGUGGCGGCGGUACCAUGUUGAUCCCCGAGGAGUCGGUCGAGUCCAACCUCGCCGGUGCCCGCAUGGGUGCUGGUAUUCUCGAGUGCGACGUCGCCUUCACCAAGGACCGCGAGCUCGUCUGCCGUCACUCGCAGUGCGACCUGCACACGACGACCAACAUCGUUGCCAUCCCCGAGCUCAACGCCAAGUGCACCACCCCCUUCAAGCCGGCCGCCAACGGCACCGCGGCCACCGCCAAGUGCUGUACUUCGGACAUCACCGUGGCCGAGUACAAGACGCUCUGCAGCAAGAUGGACGGCUUCAACGCCUCCGCCACCAACCCCCAGGACUUCUUGCUCGGCACCCCGAGAUACCGCACCGACCUGUACUCCACCUGCGGCACCGUCAUGACCCUCAAGGAGCACAUCGCCAUGACCGACGACCUGGGCCUGCAGUUCACCCCCGAGCUCAAGCUCCCCGAGUCCUUCCACUACCCCGACGUCCUCUACUGGCUCAAGGCCGAGCCCGAGUUCGGCAAGCAGGCCGUCCUCCUCGACGAGAGCGGCGACACGCCCGAGACCUUCCCCCUCGCCGUUGCCAACCUGACCGAGUACGCCGCCGCCGGCGUCAAGAUCAUGGCGCCCCCUCUGUACUACCUCGUCGCCGUCGAGGACGGCGAGAUCGUUCCCAGCAGCUACGCCAUCAAGGCCAAGGAGCUGGGUUUCAAGAUCGUCUCGUGGUCCCUCGAGCGCUCCGGCUUCCUGGGCGAUGGCACCAAGGGUGGAUACUACUACACCUCCAUCGCCAACGUCACCAACAACGACGGCGACGUCUACAACCUGCUCAAUGUCCUGGCCCAGGAUGUCGGUGUUUUGGGCGUCUUCUCCGACUGGAGUGCCACCGUCACCUACUACGCCAACUGCUUUGGUCUGUUCUAA
Molecule: messenger RNA, 1146 nt
Organism: Colletotrichum spaethianum
Lineage: Eukaryota; Fungi; Ascomycota; Sordariomycetes; Glomerellales; Glomerellaceae
Product: extracellular protein
Exons: 2
Coding region: 1-1146 (381 amino acids)
Biological process (GO): lipid metabolic process
Molecular function (GO): glycerophosphodiester phosphodiesterase activity
Source: RefSeq, a predicted model, not a curated record